This is a messenger RNA of Klebsormidium nitens, 1443 nucleotides long. The record is from the annotation of a GenBank genome assembly. NCBI's taxonomy places the organism in Eukaryota, Viridiplantae, Streptophyta, Klebsormidiophyceae, Klebsormidiales, Klebsormidiaceae.
CCAAAUUGUCGCCACCCCAAAACCCAGUCAUCCCUCCAGAAAUUGUAAUACCCCUAUAGUUUCAAAGAUAUGUAUCUCCAAUACCACGAACUUUCGGCCCGGAUGACUACCAAGCCGGUGGUCUUUGAGCAGACGUACUACGCUCAGGACUCGGGGACUCUGGAGCAGUUGCGGGAGUUGUCGUCGCGGCGAAAGGCAUGGGAGGAGCCACGGAACGGGUCAAACAUGGCUUUUGCCAUUGCGAGGGAGAUUGCGGGGGGAGAGACGUCACCAGUAGCGCAGGAGAUCGGGAAGGUGGAAAAGUAUCUGCCGCUGCUCGAAAACCUGGUAACCCGGGUUAUCCCCGAAAUAGAUAACCCGUUGGUCAUCAAAUGGACGGAGGAGCUGCGGCUACGGUGGACCAGCCCCCUCUCGGGGGGUUUCACCAAGGGGAAACUUUUCCGGGUUAACGACCUGGUUUACGAGCACGUCAUGACCAUGUGGCUGUACGCGGGGCUGCUGCGGGAACGGGCGUUCGAGAUGAUGGACAAAGGCGAUCUCGUGGAAGCUUCCAACAUCCUCCGCAAGGCCGCCGGCGUGUUCCAGCACCUUGAGGAGCAGAUCCUCCCCCCCCUUCAGCCGCGGCUGCCCCCCGAACGCCCCCCGGAGGUCACCACUUCCAUGGCCAAAAUCUGGAGGAUCCUGUGCUUGGCAGAAGCACAGGCGGUUACUGCUCGGAAGGCGGCUGAGAAGCAGACCAGCGGCGGUCUGCUUGCGAAGCUGCACUACGGUGUCGUGGAGUUGCUGAGCCAGGCCGCGGGACUAUUACGAGAGCACUUGGGCGACUGGAACGAGACGUCCGACAAAUUCCGGCGAUGGCUGGGGUUAAACGCAACCCUGCACGAAACCCAGUGUUACCGCAUCUUGGCGGAGGACUAUCGGAAGCAGGAGAAGAUUGGAAUGGCCGUGGCGCUCGUGCGGGUCGCACAGGCGAAGCUGCUCCAGACAAAGCCCCCCGGAACGGCUUUGUCCUCUUCGGAAGACGUCUGGAAAGCCGCCUUCAAGCAAGAGGUGGACGCAGUUGCAGUGGCUCUGAAAAAGUACCUACACGAGAACGAGUUUGUGUUCCAGCAAAAGAUUCCGGACUCAAAGUACGACUUGCCGCACCUAGAGGGGAAGACAAUUGUGACUGCGAUCACGUUUCAGCCAUCCGGGCUCGAUAGGCACUUCGUGUUUGUAGAGACAAACGAGAAACGGAACCCGCGGAGUCCAAAGGUGUAGGAUAGGCGCUCGCACUCAAUGUGUCCUAGUGUGUGCCACGGUAUACUAAUGUAGGGCCAGCCUUGCUUGUACAUGAUACCUCCGUUAUGGUGCACGUCAUCUUCUUCACCCAAGUCACUGCAGAUUUGCUGCGUGAAGCCUGCGCGCAACAACAGAACACUGAUCAAGCCAGACGGAACCAGG